UCCAAUGUCUGCUAUCGCGAAAGUUGAAAAAUCUGCUCAACACGUGGAGAGGGGUAGGAAAAGUUUCAAACAUUUACACGGCAACGAUCGACAUUAUGCAAAAUUGUUGCAUCGAGAAGCUGAUCAGUAUUACUUGAGAGAAGAUUACGAGAUGGCUUUGAACCUACAUCACAAAGCAGUGAAUAUGUAUCCAUCAGAUAAUAGUAGUCAUAGUGUUGCUGUAAGGGGGACAACGUCAGCCGUAAGCUCAACAGUGGCUAAUCCGUCGUCGUCAUCGUCGUUGGCUUUACGGAAGCUUUUGCCCAAGGCACAAAAUGGGGUAAAAUUGUCCACGACCUUAUCUACCCCAUUGGCUGGGAUUGAGAACAUUGUCAAACAAUCCACCAAUCCGUCUCGUGACUUUCCCGAAAUUCUCCAUAUUGAAAGGUUCUUGGAUCGGAGGGAAAGAAUCAAAAAGCUCUCAUCAUCAAUGUCGAGCGACAUGGUGCAAAGAGUGUCACGCACCCAAAUGAUGCAACGUCAAUUAUUGUUCCAAGCAAAUACCAGUUUGACAAAUCUCAAAGAACACUUCAUCGCCGGUGAUGUAGAUUCAACGUUAAAAUUAGCCAGAGAGAUAAUUUUCCUCUCAUCAGGAUUGGAACUACCCUAUCGAUAUCAAGUCGAGGCUUACAGUUGUCUGGCGCUAAUUAACGUUUCCCAACGAAGACACGAUCGUGCAGUAAACAACGUCUCACAAAUGAUCAAUGCUGCAAGAGCCUCAGGCAAUACUGCAUUGUUUACCAAAUCUCUAGUGAUUUUGGGCGUCGUACACAUCAGCUUUGAUCACUACGACGCUUUGUCUCGAGCAUGGAAUUUCCUCCUACCGGAAGUCAACGAUUUAGUGCCAAGGGCGUGGAUUCAUCACGAAAUUGGUCGCUGCCAUUUCGAAUGUCAAAGAUACUCACAAUCAUUACAACUAUCCAUAGAAUGUCAAAAACUCUCCCUAUUAUCGAAUUCAAAAAAAUGGUUCCGUUACGGUCAACUAUUAACCGGACAAUCAUUACUAAAACUCGGUCGUUUUGAAGAUGGGCUAAAAACUCUAAAACUUGUCGGAAUAAUCACAGAGGAGGUGGGCGAUACAACAACUUUGGAGUACAUCCGAAGUCUUAUCAAUCAAGUGUCGGGAAUUUUAACCCAAGGCUCUGGUGAAAUGGCCAAUGUAGUUUCAUCGAUCGACUCCUCGAGGGAAAAGAAAAUUCUAAAGGAUCGUCAGUCUUUCAGAGAGUUCUCCUCCUCAGCAGAUAAGACGUUCGACAAUGAAAUCAGUUCAAUAAAAAUAGACAACAUUGAGGACCAUCACUCGAUCACUACAAGUGACCAUAUUGUCAAUGAAGAUUGCGAUCUCGACUCCAUCACAAGCAGGGACUCUGAUAAGACAUACGUCAUUCGAAAAGACCAAUAUCAAAUUCUCGGUGAAAAUUCUCCUCGUGAAAUACCAUCCCCCUCAUCAUCUUUAGAUCCCUUUCACUCGAGUCACUCUCAUGGUGACUUUUUUUUUCAACACAAUACCUUGCAGAAUGAUAUUCUCUCUGCGAUGAUAGAAAAUCAAAAUGAUGGGUUUGACAUUGAUGACAGUAUAGCAAUAGAAGAAAUUUUGGUAGAUAAAUCAAUUGUGACAAACAAAAAUGUUGUGGAGAAAAAUGAUCAAAGUUCGUUUUCAAGUUAUUCUAAAUUUCAGUACAACAAGGAGGCGAGGAAAAAUAUUUCUAAAAAUAGCAUAACAUCGAUAUUUCCAGAUGAACAAAAGUUACUUCUUAUCGAUAAGAAUUGGCGAUUAUUUCUUGAGAAUAAAAAUUAA
Molecule: messenger RNA, 1837 nt
Organism: Leptopilina heterotoma
Lineage: Eukaryota; Metazoa; Arthropoda; Insecta; Hymenoptera; Figitidae
Product: outer dynein arm-docking complex subunit 4-like
Exons: 3
Coding region: 5-1837 (610 amino acids)
Molecular function (GO): protein binding
Source: RefSeq, a predicted model, not a curated record